AUGGUAGAGACGUUUCCAACCGGACGUCUCGAUGUCGAUCUCACUGUGAGUGCCGGUAAGGUCCAGGGACCGUUCGGCAUAACAUACAACAGUAGACUUUACAAUAAUGUAUAUCCAGCGCCGACUAUCCGCUGUCGAGCUGGAGAUACGGUACGGGUCAAACUCAACAAUGAACUACAAGACAACAACUCAACUCGAGAGAGCGAGAUGUCGCUGAAUGAAUUACACCACCCGAAUAGUACAAAUCUACAUCUUCACGGUAUGCAUAUAUCCUCCGAAGGACACCAGGAUAGUGUGGGGCUAAGUAUCGAACCAGGGUUCUCGUUCCAGUACGUCUAUGAGAUAAACCCAAAACAUCAUUCCGGGACCUCCUACUACCAUCCUCAUCUGCACGGUAGCACAAAUCUUCGAGUGCAUGGUCUAAUGGCUGGCGCUUUCAUUGUAGAAGAUGAUCCAAAGAAAACAUCACCUGAUUUGCUUGCCAUGGACGAUUUGGUAGUCAUGGUUCAGGGUAUCUACAUGGGCAACAUAGAGCUCGAAAACCCGGAGCAAGUGUCAGAAAAUCUGCUUAUAGUUAAUUGUCAGUACAUGCCGAGAGUCGAGUUCAAAAUAGGUGAACUUAAGCGUCUAAGAGUUGUAAAUGGGCUCAGCAUGGAGGCACUCAUGUUUGGAUUGUCGGAUGAUGACGCGUGUGACAUCUAUGAGCUCGCAAACGAUGGCUUAUUCAUACCUUCCGGCGGUCGAGUGGAUGUUGCGGUACAAUGUUCAGCAUCGGGCUUAUUCUCAUUGACCACUGUUGCCGAUGAGCGGCUGGCUGACUACGCAAAAAUCUGGGGACCAGUUCCUGGUCAACCGUGCAACAUUACCAACACCCAAGCGCUACUUAUGAUUGAUGUAUCCGACAAGGUUAGUAUCAUGGAGCUCCCUAUAGUGUUGCCAGCACUACCGAAGUAUCUACAAAAGGGAGCGAAUGCCAUCAAUAAUCAGCCAUUCAAUCCCACCGAAACGCUCAACACCAUUCAAUUAGACAAAUACUAUCAAUGGAAUCUGUCCGCAGGCGAAGACUUCCAGGAAGGCGCGGGCUAUCCCCAACACCCAUACCAUCAACACAUCAACCACUUUAUGAUCACCAAUGACGACCCAAUUACCGAUGGUAUGCUUUUCCGCAAAGGUGACUUCCGCGAUACCAUCCCACUUUUUGCCAGUACGCCUGUGGACUUUCGCUUCUAUACGGCUGACUAUGCUGGACCUAUGAUGCUGCACUGUCACAAUCUUGCACACGAGGACAAGGGUAUGAUGGGCGUUGUAGGCAUUCAAAAAUAA
Messenger RNA from Sphaeroforma arctica JP610, 1323 nucleotides. RefSeq lists its product as hypothetical. The coding region runs from base 1 to 1323 and encodes 440 amino acids. The transcript has 5 exons. The record is from RefSeq and is a predicted model, not a curated record. Gene Ontology annotation, molecular function: oxidoreductase activity; copper ion binding. Lineage: Eukaryota; Ichthyosporea; Ichthyophonida.